AUGCCACUACGGGACCUGAAGAGCUUCUCUGGCACCAGAGCCACCUCUGAUAUUGCCUUGAAUGAAGAAUGUGACAUACUUUAUACCAAAUGUCUGCGAGAAGAAAACCCCAGAGUCGAUUUCACUGUUUCAAGUGAGAUUAAUAAGAAAUUACUCGAAAGGAGCACAUGGAAAUGUAAAAAGCAUAUUUCAAAAAGUCUAAGUGUGGAGCUUGCAUCAGCUACUGCUUCAGGAAGCGGCAUCAUAGGCAUGAUUGACACGAUUGACAGACCCGCAGAUGCCAGUGCAGAAGGCACCUAUACUCGAGCUGGAUCAUAUGUGGAUGGUUUUGAAAACAAACCAGGAAGGAGGAUUCCCAAAGCUGGAGUCUAUGCGGAAGCAGGAGUCGGACGAGCCAGUGCUGAAUACAGUGUAUUUAGGGUAGAAGCCAAAGGUCCAAACGCCUCGGCUGGUGCUGAAGCCACUGCGGCUAGACUCGGGGCCGGAGCAAUGGCUCAGGCUGAAAUUGUCAGUGUGUCAGCUAGUGCUGGUCCAGUUGAUGUGAAAUUAGGACUUGGAGUCGACACAGGUGGAUAUAUUGGUUUGGGUGGGGUGGAGGCCAAAAUACUGGGAUUUGGAUUCUCAAUCUGGGUUCAGAAUUGUCAUUUUCAUUCUAGUCACACAGGAACAUGA
Messenger RNA from Onychostoma macrolepis, 672 nucleotides. RefSeq lists its product as uncharacterized. The record is from RefSeq and is a predicted model, not a curated record. Bases 1 to 672 code for a protein of 223 amino acids. The transcript is spliced from 3 exons. NCBI's taxonomy places the organism in Eukaryota, Metazoa, Chordata, Actinopteri, Cypriniformes, Cyprinidae.